GCCUCAGACCUUUUUAAGCUCUUAUACCAUUAAGAUGUCUCUUUCGGGCGCUGACUUAGACGAUUCGCAAGGCGCUUCGCGCCCAUCAGACGAUACCGAAAUAGACUUAGGCCUCAAUCAGGAGGAAAAUUUAGUGAACAGCAAGGACAGUGUUUCGCAUAAGAAAAGAAGAUCGAGUUCUUCGUCAAGUAGUAGCAGCAGCUCCUCGUCUUCUUCAUCAUCCCUUUCAUCAUCUUCCUCGUCGUCAUCUGAUGAGUCUCACAGCCCAUCACCAAAGAAGAAGAAGACAGACGGCGACGGGAGAAAAGGUUCGAACGAAAAGAAGAGAUCGCGAAAGAAGAAGAAGAAGGAUGCGGAGAAACCUCCUACGGUUACUUCCUGUAAGGUACUCCGUUCUCAAGCUAAGCUGGCUAAAUUAGUGAUGGCGAGAGGUUUACAACUGGCAAAAGUUAAGCUUCUGCGAAACAAGUAUGAUUUAUCUGUUCCAUCUAAAUACUCGUUAAACUGCCCCGCUUUGGACGAUACCUUUUUUCGACGGCUGUCGUCUCUGAAGAGCUCAUCAGCGUCGAAAGUUAACAUUGAUCAACGAGAAAAGGCUCUCUUGGCGCUUCAGUUCAAGAUACUGGACAUCGGUAGACCCCUACUAUUUCUUGGUUCUCGUCUGGAGGACCCGGAGUGUAUCGAGGCGCUGGAGACAGCUCUGCAGUUAUGGGGAGUAGCUUUCAACGACAUAACGAAAUCAAGACGUCGAAACAUCCUGCGUCAAACAGAUCCCAAGAUGGAGUCGCUCCUGGAAGACCAAGAUAAUUUUGAAUUUUCAGAGUCCAACCAUCUGUUUGGACGCCAUUUUUUAAAGGCCAUGGUGAGAACGGCAGAUGAUGAAGCUAAACUUAACGCAGCGGGCAGAAACAACGGAUCGUCCACCAGUCGCCAUAGGCGCGAUUCGAGAGGAAGGCGGCUCGAUCAGAGAAAGGAUCGUCACCCAUCCCGCAACCAGUUCGACAAAGGUUACGGCAAGAAUCAAGGAUAUUCGAAUCAGAACAAUGGGUAUGUCACCAUUCCUUCAAAUAUUUCUUUAGUCGAUAAAACGCCCAUUCCAGUAGGGGGGAGGUUGGGUGCGUAUGCGUUGGCUUGGAACCGAUUCUCAAAGGAUCCAUGGGUGUUAAGCAUCGUGUCGUUUGGCCUUCAAAUUGAAUUUUUGUCUAGGCCUAUACAAUUUCCCCCCCCUCCCAAUAAAGUGACAGGUGACUUGCAACUAGAAAUUAUCGAAUCCGAAAUCGACGCUCUUUUGGGGAAAAAAGCUAUUGAGGAAACUCAAGAAAUAGGGUUUAUUAGUAGCAUCUUUACAAUUCCAAAGAAAUCGGGAGGUUUUCGCCCGGUGGUUAAUCUAAAGGCUCUUAAUAAAUUUGUCGUGUACAACCACUUUAAAAUGGAGGGCCUGCCGACAGUUAAAAGCAUUGUGCGGGCGAAUGACUGGUUAGCUAAACUAGACCUCUCCGAUGCAUAUUUAACAGUGCCUUUGCACCCGUCACACCGUCGCUUUGUCCAAUUUACAUGGAAAGGGAAGAUUUUUCAAUUCACAUGUUUGCCCUUUGGUUUGUCCUCCGCACCGCGAAUAUUCACUAAGCUGCUCAAACCCAUUGUGUCCUUCUUGAGGAAAAGGGGCAUCAGAUUGGUUAUUUAUUUGGAUGAUAUUCUCAUCAUGAAUUCGUGUCCAGAAGGAUUGGCCAGGGAGGUCGCGUUAGUCAGAUCAACGCUAGAGGAGGUGGGUUUUUUAAUUAAUGAUAAAAAAUCAGAGGCAGACCCCACCCAGCGAUUAGAAUUUCUGGGACUGAUGUUGGAUACAGCGCAUUUAACUUUGGCCCUGACCGAAGCGAAAAAAGAAGCGUUGUUGAGGACAUGUAAAAAACUCCUGGCCAGUCGUGAGGUGGCGCUUUGGGAUCUGGCCUCGUUAUUGGGGAAUUUCAAUUGGGCUACAGCGGCAGUCCCGUUUGCCCAAGCCAAUUUAAGGAAUAUUCAGAAUUUGUAUAUUAGUCAUACAAAGUCAGCGGAAGGAAAUUUAGGAGUAAAAACCAUCCUUUCAGAUGAGGCUAGGGAGGAUUUGGACUGGUGGAUUAGACAGCUGGAUCAGUCGAUGGGCAAAUCCUUUUUAACAUCGGACCCAGAUUUAGUGCUUUUUUCCGACGCUUCCAUGACCGGUUGGGGUGCGACGGACAGCAAUUGUAGCACAGGAGGGAAAUGGUCCAGUUAUGACGUGGGGCGCCAUAUCAAUGAGCUAGAGCUGUUGGCGGCAUUUUUAGCACUGCAAUAUUUCGCAAACGCUUCACGGAAUUGCUCCAUCAGGCUAAAUAUUGAUAAUACGACGGCAGUAGCUCAUAUCAAUAAAAGCGGAGGCACAAGGUCGCCUCAACUGCUCGAAAUAGCGCUAAAAAUCGCCAAAUGGAGCGAAAGGAGGAACAUUAUGUUAGAUGCAAAAUAUCUACCAGGAGCUCUUAAUAUUGUGGCAGAUAUGGAGUCCAGGAGAUCGUUCCAGGACAGUGGGGAUUGGCAUUUGAACCGCAGGGUUUUCCAAAAGAUCUGGGAGCGCUGGCACCCGAAAAUAGAUCUAUUCGCGUUGCCUUGGAACGCCCAGUUGCCGGAAUUUGUCUGCUGGCACCCCGAUCCAGCGGCAUGGAUGACAGAUGCCUUCUCUCUCAAUUGGAAGUACAUCAACGGCUAUGCGUUCCCUCCAUUCAAUCUAAUAGGGAAUUGUAUCCGGAAAAUGAGACAGGAUCAAUCCCAGCUGACGCUAGUUUGCCCGUAUUGGCCCAGCCAACCUUGGUUCCCGUUGCUGCUGGAGACAAUAGUCGAUAUCCCGAGGGUACUGCCUUAUCGCAAAGAUUUACUGAUCGAUGUGAACGUGGAGACUCAUCCUCUGCUGACAACCAACGCUCUGUGCUUAAUCGCGUGGAGAUUAUCCGGAAUCGCUUCAGAAGCGAACGAUUUCCGGACCAGGCUAUCGAUCUUAUACUGGCCGGCAACCGACCAGCCACACACGCUGGCUACGAGGCCGCCUGGAACCAAUGGUCAGAUUGGUGCAAUAGGAAUGGUCACCAUCCCCUGCAUAGCUCUGUAG
Daphnia magna is the source of this 3115-nucleotide messenger RNA. RefSeq lists its product as uncharacterized. NCBI's taxonomy places the organism in Eukaryota, Metazoa, Arthropoda, Branchiopoda, Diplostraca, Daphniidae. The record is from RefSeq and is a predicted model, not a curated record. Bases 35 to 3115 code for a protein of 1026 amino acids. The transcript has a single exon.